ACCCACCUAGACAACUUUUUAAAAAGUAAUUCUUCAGAAACCAAAAAUAUGCUUGUAAAUUGAGGUUUGACACGUUAUAAAAUUCGUCUCGCCUUAAAGCUGCAAACAAAACCGCCGUAAAUCGAACGUUGGCGUCGCAAUACUGCAACAUGGCGACUCCAAUGACAGGACGUGGUGUCGCUUUUAUCAGGAGUAUAUCUGGAGUAUUACACCAACGGUUGCAGGUUCUUGGUGGUAGUUCUCAGCUGCUUUCAUGUCUACACACAAGCGCUUCACUGGAUGCAAAACACUGGGAGAGGAACAACCUGAAGGUUUAUCCUCCUCAGUUGGCAGAAGAACCUCGCAGACCUGCGGAAGUCUACCACAGCAGGAGGCAGAUUAAAUACAGCAAGGACAAGAUGUGGUACCUGGCUAAACUGAUUAAAGGCAUGAGUAUCGACCAGGCCAUCGCACAGCUGGAGUUCAACGACAAGAAAGGAGCCAAAAUCAUGAGAGAGGUUCUUCUUGAAGCUCAGGAGAUGGCGGUCAAAAAUCACCAUGUUGAGUACAAAUCAAACCUGUAUGUCGCUGAAUCGCACUCCGGCAAAGGGAAGUACCUGAAGCGGAUCCGUUACCAUGGCCGUGGCAUGUUCGGCAUCAUGGACAAAGUUUACUGUCACUACUUUGUUAAACUGGUGGAGGGAUCGCCGCCAAAAAAAGAGGAGAGGACAGGCUUCGACCGGGCCAAAGAGUACGUGGAGGACCUCAAGAAAAGAACCAUACGACACAGUCUAUAGAGAAUAUUUUACAUCUUUUACGGUCUUUCUCUGAGUGUUUGUAUCAUUGACAUUUGUAAAUAAACAUAUGAGUGAAUGGGUAAAUA
Cheilinus undulatus (humphead wrasse) is the source of this 862-nucleotide messenger RNA. It is a transcript of the gene mrpl22, whose product is annotated as mitochondrial ribosomal protein L22. The record is from RefSeq and is a predicted model, not a curated record. The transcript has 7 exons. Bases 150 to 776 code for a protein of 208 amino acids. Gene Ontology annotation, cellular component: mitochondrial large ribosomal subunit; ribosome. Gene Ontology annotation, biological process: ribosome assembly; translation. Gene Ontology annotation, molecular function: structural constituent of ribosome. Lineage: Eukaryota; Metazoa; Chordata; Actinopteri; Labriformes; Labridae.